Enterobius vermicularis (human pinworm) is the source of this 1101-nucleotide messenger RNA. The record is from the annotation of a GenBank genome assembly. Lineage: Eukaryota; Metazoa; Nematoda; Chromadorea; Rhabditida; Oxyuridae.
AUGGCUGCAUCUAAGCGAGAAAGGGUCCACAUAACUGGUUUGGUCCAUCCGUGGAGCGCUUUCCGAUCGAAGAAGCAUAAUGGAAAGAUUUUCUACUUCAAUUCAGUAACUGGAGAGUCUACCUGGAAAAUGCCAAGCAUUUUGAGUCUUAACAACGUAUCCAAUUCCUCCAUCAGUGUCUCAAAAAGGUCUAAAAACAAAAAGAAAAACACAGCUUUAGUCACUAAUCGUAAACGCACUGAUGACCAGCAUGAAACGUUGGAGGAUUACAUAAGGCUUCCUAGAAUGGCUUCUUCAAGCGAUACCCAGAUGGAGGUCGAUGAUAAUGAAGGAAAAGAUUUCUCAGCCGUGGUAUCUCAAAAUAAUGAGCCUAUGGAGGUCGAUAUUGUUGGGGAAAUAAACGCUUAUCGGCAAGAAUCUGUCGGAGUUGCUUCACAGUAUUCUGAAUUCUCAUUUUCUUCUUUCAUGAAAAAUCAUGCUAAUGCAACUGCUUUCUGGGAACAGAGGGCCAAACGAACUUGUGUUUUGAUUGUCGUUGACACUUGUUUGUUACUGCAAGAUAUUUCAGUGUUGAAGCAGGCUGCUAUUGCUGAUGGCAUCUCAUUGCUGAUUCCGUACAUUGUUCUAGAAGAAUUGGAUGGCCUUAAAAUUAAGGGUACUUCUGCAAUCUCGGCUAAAGUUCGCAGGGUGAUUAGUUUUUUGUUGCAGUUUUGUGAAGAAGGAAAUGAUUGUGUUUAUUUAGAGAACUAUUUUGAGCAUCAGAAAUACGUUCAUGAAUUGGGCCAUGGUUAUGAUGGUGACGAUAUGGUCCUCAAGUGUGCUUUAGCGGCAAAAAUGAAAAGUGAGCAAGCGCAAGAUGGAAUUGAUGUGUACCUUGCGACCUGCGACAAGAAUCUUGCUCUCAAAAGUAGGGCGGCGCAGUUAACAGUGAUGUCUUAUGAGGAUGUUUUGGACAUUGUUCGGCAGUUUAGGGAACUCGACAAGAUGCGAAAUCAUAAUCUGCAUUUGGAAAAAAAUCGCAUUGGUGGGCAUUCUCAUCGUAAUCGUAGUCAUAAACGUCUUCCAGAAAAAAUGAAUCAGAUGAAAUUGACGUGUCUGUGA